Zymoseptoria tritici IPO323 is the source of this 462-nucleotide messenger RNA. RefSeq lists its product as uncharacterized. The record is from RefSeq and is a predicted model, not a curated record. Bases 1 to 462 code for a protein of 153 amino acids. The transcript is spliced from 3 exons. NCBI's taxonomy places the organism in Eukaryota, Fungi, Ascomycota, Dothideomycetes, Mycosphaerellales, Mycosphaerellaceae.
AUGGCCGUCCAACGCGACGACCGAAUCGAGAUUCCCGCCGAGGGCUGGGGAAAACCCAUCACAAUCAUCUGGACGGAGACCUUCUCCAAACAACAAGGAGAGUACUACAAAGUUCCAUUCACAAACAACAACGAGGACCGCGAACAGGGAAUGCCGCUGUUCAUCCAGAAAGAUCAAGCCGACAAGUUCAAGUCCCGAGCAGAGAAUGGGAGGAUAUUGUUGACGGUCGGCGAUGCAGUCUCGAAUGGACAGAACAGCGAGGGACAGAAUCGUUGGCUGGUGUAUCAUGAUAAGAGUAGGGAUAUUUUCCAGCACCGCUUCGUUCAGCAUGUCUUCCAAGCAUGGCUCGAGGCUGCCGAGAAAUUCAAGCCGUUCGGCCGGUUUGGGAACCAGGACCCGCCCUCCUCUCCCUUGAAAGCACGCUGGAGCGGUAUUUUGGCGGGCUGGCUGGAGAUAGAUUGA